Messenger RNA from Closterium sp. NIES-65, 4281 nucleotides. NCBI's taxonomy places the organism in Eukaryota, Viridiplantae, Streptophyta, Zygnematophyceae, Desmidiales, Closteriaceae. The record is from the annotation of a GenBank genome assembly.
AUGACCGCCGUCACUGAGCGCAACCGAUUCACAGAAAUCGUGUUCGCGGCGCUGUUGCUGUCCGCGUCGCUCCGCAUCUGGCUCGACCUGCGCGUCCACGCACCGCGUCCCACCGAACUCCCCUGCCGCAACGACGACUCGCUUCAGCCGGCCGACCAAUCGACGUCCGCCGCGUCAGCAUACAUCAACGACAGCAUCGUAGCGCUGCCCGGCCGCGCGUGGCGGUUACCAGCGGGGGUGGCGUGGGCGUACGGCGGGCUGGGCGACGGCAAGGUGGACCCGGCGCGGUUCCGCCUGCACGUGAAGGUACUCGUCUUCGACCGCCCCGCGUACGCGCUCCGCUGCCUGCGCGCGCUGGCGGCGGCGCUGUACGACGCGGAGCCCGUCCAUCUGGACGUCUUCGUCGACCACCCCUUCGCGCUGCGCGCCGACGCCGCGCCCUGGUCGCCGCGCGCCGCGAGACGCGUGGCGGCCUCCCAUUCCCUAAUGGCGCAGAUCGACGCGUUCGCGUGGCCGCACGGGCCGAAGCGCGUGAUGUACCGAUCGCAGAGCGCAGGCGUGCAGGGCCAGUGGGUGGAGGCGUGGUGGCCGGAGAGCCUCGCUGACGUGGCGCUGAUGGUGGAGGACCACGUGGUAGUCUCCCCGCUGUACUACCGCUACCUGAAGCGCCUCCUGGCGCGGUACUACUUCCGGCGCGCGGACUUCGACCCGCACGUGCUGGGCGUGUCGCUGCAGCGCCAGUCCUUCGUGCCCGGGCUGGGCGCCGACCCGCUCCCCCCGCUGGCGCACGGCGCGCCGUUCCUGUACGCCGUGACGGGCACGUGGGGGCAGGCGCUGCUGCCGGGGCCGUGGCGGCAGUUCCGCCUGUGGCUGGACGAGCGGCGGUACAACGGCAGCCGGCAGCCCCUUGUGGGCGGGCUCAAGACCACCCAGUGGUUCCGCGACAAGGGCAACAGGAGGUGGUCGCCGUGGGCCAUCAAGUGGGCGCACAGCACCGCCAUGCUCUCACUCUACCCGCCCCUCCCCGCCAACCUCUCCCUCGCCUUCCCCCUCAAGCGCGCCGCCCCCCCCUCUGACGCCCCCCUCGUGCCGCUGCUCCCAGGGAUGGGGGCGGGUGCGGGUGGGGGGAGCGGGGGAAGCGGGGGAGGGGGCGGGGAGGGGGGGGGUGGAGGGGGCGGUGAGGGCGUGGAUGGAGGGGCCGCUGCCAGGCAUGGCGCGCGUGAGGCGCUUCGACCUGUGUGCUCGCGAGCUGCCGCACCUCCCCGUGGGGCACUCCCUGCCCGACCUGCACUCCCUCCUCUCCGCCGUCGCCCAGGUGCACCGCCCUGCUCUCUGCUCUGCUCUGUCUUGCUCUCUGCUCUCACUCCAGCGCGUCGCGUCUCAUCCCAUGCCUCGCCAAAGACUCACUCUCUUCCCUGCUGCUCUCUGCCCUUCCUUCCCUCCCCGUCUUCUCCCCUUCCCCCACCCCCUGGCAUGCAGGACAAGCGGGUGUCGCUGGUGGUGGUGCCGAUGGGCGGCAGGGACGAGGUCAACAACUGGCUCUGCCACCUUGACGGCAGCGGCCUGCGCUCAUUCGUCCUCAUCGUCCCCCAUGCCAGCCUGGCAGCUGAGCUGUCCGCACGUGGCUUCGCUGCCUUCCAUCUGCCGCCACUCAGCAGGCGCCAGGUGGCACAGGGGCUGGGACAGCUGACAGCGAGGGGAGGGGUGAAAGCAGUGAGGGAGAAGGAGGGGUUGGAGGAGGAGGAGGGUGAGGAGGUGGAUACUGGCGGGCAAGUGGAGGGGGAGGGCGAGGGGGUUGAGGAGGAGGGUGCAGAGGAGGGAGUGGAGGGAGGGGGGGCGCGCAGCAGGUGGACGGCGAGGCACAUAGAGGUGGUGGUGGCAGCGCUGUCGCAGGGCUUUGAUGUGUCCCUCAGCAACGUGGACGCCGUGUGGCGGGGUGACCCCAUGGCCACUGAGGCCCUCGGGCUCAUCCCUGCUGACGUGGACAUGUGGGGCCACCUUGACACUGCUGAUGUGGCAUCUAGCUUCUUUGUGAUUCGUUCUCGCGCCGCUACAGUCUCGGCGUGGGGCCAGCUGGCUAAGCUGUGUGCGCAGGCGCCCAAGGGGGGAAGCAUGGGGGGCUUGGACAAGGUGGAGGUGGGGUGUGGGGAGCCGGGGAGUGGCGUGCAGCAGAAGCAGAUGCGGGUGCUGCUGACUCAGGCAAUGCAUUUCAGGGAGGUGGAUUCGAUACCCUUUGGACGCGAUGGCGCAGUGCGUGUGCCCAAGGGAACGUUGCUACCUGCUCUACUGCCACCUCAAUUCGCAACAAAAGGGAAGAAAAUCAGAAGCCCGGCCUUCAAGCGCCCGUGGCAUCGACCGCCGCCAUCGCCGCGCGGAGUGAAGGCGCUGCGAGUCCGCGCCGCGCUGAGCCUCGAUGCCGCGCGAAACACCGCGGCGGUCGACCCCUUCUCGUUGCUCUCUGCCGUUCCGCCGCUCCGCGCGCCGUCUCUGGAGGAGGGCGCAAUGGGCAUGACGAUGAGGGAGAGCCUCGCCGUCGCGGUCGAGGCGGCAGGCGGAACCCGCCGGGCGGAAGAAGGAUAUCCGGGCGCGGCUUGCGCUGCUGACGACGCGCCACUGACGCCCAGCCGCCUGCUGGCCCCAUGCCCCGUGACCCUCCGCGUCCCCUCCCCUCCCUCGCUUUUCCGCCAUCCCGCACUCCAGGCGUCCCGGCUAGGCGUGCUCUUCUUAUCGGCCGCUGCGGCAGCAGCGGCGGGAACUAGCAUGCCCGCGCAGGCCGUGCAGGCGGAAGCAGUGCGGUCGGAAGCCGUUCAUGCGGAAACAGCUUGGGCGGAGGCAGUGCAGGCGGAGGCAGCAGCGACAGCAGUGACGGCACCCGAGGCAGAAGGCCAGAGCGCAGAAGUGGUGUGGCAGCUGCCGCCUGUAGCGGUGGUUGCUGCUACAGCUGUGCCGGCUGUCGGUCCAGGUGGCGGCAGUCGUUCUCCACGUAAGCAGACAGCUCAGCAGCACGUGGCCGCGCUGGAGGGGCGCAUGCAGCGGAUGAUGGCGUGGGUGCGCCAGGGCAGGCGGGGGCGGGCGGAAGAAACGGGGGAAGCGGGGCGCGAGGGGCGCGAGGGGCAAUCAGCGGCUGCGCAGCAGGCCGAGCUGCGGCGGCGAGUGGCGGGGGUGGUGGAGGGGCGCAGGGCCACUAGGCGGAAGCAGCGUGGGGGAGGGGGGGGUGGGGAUGGCUCAGGGGGGCGAGGGGCAGUGGGCUUGGAGGAGGAGGGCAGAGGAGUGGGAGGAGCGCGGUUGGGAGAGAUGGGAGGAGAGGGAGUGCGGUUGAGCGACGGUCCGGAGUGGCUGAAGGGAGUGGCAGAGCAGUACGGCAUGGCGCUGCCGGCAGCUGUGGGGGCCACCAGGGGUGGGGCAGCCACGGCCGCAGCUGCCGAUCCGGCAGCACCAGCGGCGGCGGCGGUGGUGGCGGGGAGGGUGCUGGCGGCGCUGAGGCAGGCGGAGCAGUCCACUCGCGCUGCACCAGCACACCCCGCCACAGCACCCGCCUCCACGCCCGCGCCCACCGCAGCAGCCCCUGAGAGCAGGGCGCAGGCGCUGCAGGCGGCGCUGUCACCCCUGGAGCAGAAGCUGGAGGAGGCGGAGGCGUCUUGGCAGCGGUACGAGGCGGCGGUGCAGUGGACGGAGGGGCGCCUCUCAGCGCUCGCCACGCUCGCCCUCACCACCGCCACCCACCCGCCCUCAUCCUCCCUCGCCGCAUCCCACACCCACCUGCUCUCCUCCCUCGCCUUCGCCCAGAAGCGAGCAGCUGAGGAGGAGCAGCGGGUCACCCAGCUGCGCCAGCAGCUCAGCAACAGCCGCAUGCUCUCACAACCCUCCUCUUCCUCUUCCGCAUCCUCACCCUCUUCGCCCCUCUCCACCGCACUGCCUCCUUUCCAAUCUACCAUAGCGCAACCUGCGCCCCCAUCUCUCCUGGCCACCCUGUCAUCAACACCAGCGCUCCCCCCCUCCUCGUCGCUCGCGCCCCAACGACCGGUGCCGCGCUCGCUGUCGCAGCCGUCACGGGCGCUCUCCCACGCCUCAUGGUGCCCCACCGAGGCUGCUCACACCACUCAGCCCUUGGCCCACGACAGCACGAGCCUCGCCAGCACGCAUGCUGCCCUGAGCAUUCUCCAGCAGGCGCCAGUGCUGGUGGAGGGAGCAGGUGGGGGCGAGUGGGCGAGGGAGUUUGUGGCGGAGUCGGUGGCCAGGGAGCUCAGCAAGCGCCGCACCGCCCAUGGCCAUGCCACGUGA